UAUCCAAGCAGGAAGCCGCGGCUCAGCAUGGCUCUCCAGGCUCAGGCUCGCGGGCUCACCCUGCUCUGCUUUCUGCUCUGGCUUCAGGCAUCCCAGGAGACUUCAGUCUUCUUAGCCCAGGAGGAAGCGCACAGUGUCUUGCAUAGGCAUAAGCGCGCCAACCAUUUCCUGGAGGAGCUGAGACCCGGCAACCUGGAGAGGGAGUGUAAGGAGGAGCAGUGCUCAUUCGAGGAGGCCCUGGAGAUCUUCAAGAGCCCAGAGAGGACAAAGCAGUUCUGGAGUCUCUACACUGAUGGGGACCAAUGCGCCUCCAACCCGUGCCAGCACGGAGGCUCCUGCAUGGACCAGCUCCAGUCCUACAUCUGCUUCUGCCUCCCGAACUUCGAGGGCCGAAACUGUGAAACAGACAAGGACUCCCAACUGAUCUGCGCCAAUGAGAACGGUGGCUGUGAGCAGUACUGCAGCGACCACCCGGGAGCAAAGCGCUCCUGCGGGUGCCACGAGGGGUACGCGCUGCUGCCCGACGGGGUAUCCUGCGCCCCCACAGUUGACUAUCCCUGUGGGAAAGUGCCGAUUCUGGAAAAAAGAAAUAGCAGUGGCCCCCAAGGUCGAAUUGUGGGAGGCAGGGUGUGCCCAAAAGGGGAGUGUCCAUGGCAGGCCGCGCUGCUCGUGCAGGGGCAGCUGCUGUGUGGGGGUACCCUGCUGACCCCCAGCUGGCUGGUGUCUGCGGCCCACUGCUUCGACAAGAUCCACAGCUGGAGGAACGUGUCCGUGGUGCUGGGUGAGCACGACCUCAGCGAGGUGGACGGCACGGAGCAGGUACGGUGGGUGGCACAGCUCAUCAUUCCCAGCAAGUACAUCGUCGGCAAGACGGACCAUGACAUUGCACUGCUGCGCCUGCACAGGCCCGUGGUCCUCAGCGACUACGUGGUGCCCCUCUGCCUGCCCACGCGGGCCUUCUCCGAGGGCACGCUGGCCAGCAUCCGCUUCUCGUGGGUCAGCGGCUGGGGCCAGCUGCUGGACCGCGGGGCCACCACCCUGGAGCUCAUGGCCGUGGACGUGCCCCGCAUGCUAACCCAGGACUGCCUGGAGCAGUCGCGGCAGACGCCCGAGAGCCCAGCGCUCACCGAGAACAUGUUCUGUGCCGGCUACCUGGAUGGCAGCAAGGAUUCCUGCAAGGGUGACAGCGGCGGCCCGCACGCCACACUCUACCGUGGCACGUGGUACUUGACAGGCGUGGUCAGCUGGGGCGAGGGCUGCGCCGCUGUGGGCCACGUCGGCGUGUACACCAGGGUCUCCCGGUACACAGAGUGGCUGACCAAGCACAUGAGCUCCAGGCCCCGGCUGGGCAUCAUGCGAGCCCCGCUGGAUUAGCUCCCUGUGCAGAGAGGGGGCAGACACAGCUGCCUGGA
Molecule: messenger RNA, 1412 nt
Organism: Dipodomys spectabilis (banner-tailed kangaroo rat)
Lineage: Eukaryota; Metazoa; Chordata; Mammalia; Rodentia; Heteromyidae
Gene: F7
Product: coagulation factor VII
Exons: 8
Coding region: 28-1374 (448 amino acids)
Biological process (GO): blood coagulation; proteolysis
Cellular component (GO): extracellular region
Molecular function (GO): calcium ion binding; serine-type endopeptidase activity
Source: RefSeq, a predicted model, not a curated record